AUGCCUGCGGAGAUACCAGGCUACUAUUACGACGCCUCGACGAACCGGUACUUCAAGAUCCAGGCCAACCACAUCGCCCCUGCGGGUGCUAACUACAGUCGACAAGCAGUCAACGCGCAACGGGCUAUCAAGGAGACAAAACAACGCGAGGAGGUGUCAAGACAGACGAAGCUGGCCGCCACUGUCUCGCGCUCUUCGAUCCCACAGCACCCUCUGUUCUCGUUUGAGCGACGCUUGGGCAACCUCCGCAUUCGCCCCGGUUCGCUUGUCGCAGAGUACUAUGCCGCGGGCCUCACGGGCCAUGGAGCAAUCUGCAGCCAUCAACGUGGCAAGAAGGGCCCUACGACCGUAGAAUGGGGUCCUAAGUUCGGACAGAAAUUCGCCAUCGGCUCAUCGGGCGAACUGGUUACGUCGGUCGAGUAUUCGCACAAGGUGUACGGACGCAGACGGGAACAUGUUGUCGAGUCCGGAUCUGGCGUCGUCGCGCUGCCUCGUUCGUCUUGUCCGCCUCUGGCACAACGUCGUCACCAGCGCGACGAGAUCCUCCUCGGUCAAGACGCGCACGACUACGAUUCCUCCUGGCCGGACGUCGACACCGGGCAGGCCAAUGACCCAAGCGGUCUCAGCGGGUACUUGUACAACUACAACAACCAUCAACUCAUCUACAAUCCCGCGCCCGCCGCGGACUGCAUCAUACCCGCCGGCGCUGGUGCUGUACUGUGGUCCCAUCGCACGCCCGGCAGCGAGAACUCGAGCCUCACAAGGACCCCGUACGUCUUCGACCACCACCGAGUGCAACAAUCCCUCGAAUCCACCCGUGAUCAUCACUGGCACCAAUCUGAGCUCGAUGUCCCCAUCCUCGCCUCGGUCACGUACAGCCUACCGUACCGGAUUCUCGACAUGGCGGUCUCUGAAUCCGGAACAACGGCCGCGUUGGCCACGAGUGAGGGCGUCUCGCUCUUCCGCGAUCAAGACUACCACCAGGGACCAAUUCACAAGACGCACAUACCGGACGAACAAAUGUCCGUGGCGUUCAAGGACGAGAACACCAUCAUGAGCGGGACCAGGUCGGGACAGGUGAGGAUGUGCGAUGUCCGUAUGAGAAGUACCACGACCUGGCCCCUGGGCACCGACUCCGAGUCAACAACGUCAUCGUCCGCCGCGGUCGCCUUGCGUAUCCAGCAUUCGAGCGCCGUAAGCGGUCUUGCCGUCCUACCGUCGGGCGGUGGCCAUCGCGUGCUCGUCAACGGGCUACAGGACAUGAAGAUAUACGAUCUCCGGUACGCGCCACGUCCGUCUCUGUUGUCGUCCACUUCUUCUUCUUCUUCUUCUUCUACAACGACACAAUUAUACGGUUCUCAAAGUUCAAUGCAAAAGCGAAAGCAUAGGCCGACCUCAAAGGUGACACUCUCGAAAUCCAAACAUCGUCAUCAUCAUCAUCAUCAUCACCACCACCACCACCACCACCAACAACAACAACAACAACACCAGCCAAAAGCACAUCCAGCUCCUCCUCCUCCUACUCCAAGUACUCGCUCGGACACCACGACGUCGACGACGACGAGGACGACAACGCCGCCGUCGCUGACGUUCAACGUGGACCCGCUGCGUAGACAGAACCGAUACGGCCUCGGGUUCGCGUACGACCCGGAGCUGAACGUCGUGCUGCGCGCGUCCACAGACAACGUGCGCACCCACCGCGUCGCCAUCUGGUCCGCGACCACGGGGCAACUGCUCCGGAGCCCGCUGAACGACCACCACUUCCCGGCACCCGUCACGUGCAUAGACGUCAAGAGGCUCAGGGAUGGGCCGAAGAGUAUCCUCCUCGCGACCGACGGCCGUAUCAUCGAGUGGACCGCCCAGGGCAGGAAAUUCGAGCCUGGUUGGGAUUGA
Exophiala spinifera is the source of this 1893-nucleotide messenger RNA. RefSeq lists its product as uncharacterized. Gene Ontology annotation, cellular component: Cul4-RING E3 ubiquitin ligase complex. The transcript has a single exon. Gene Ontology annotation, molecular function: protein binding. The record is from RefSeq and is a predicted model, not a curated record. Bases 1 to 1893 code for a protein of 630 amino acids. Lineage: Eukaryota; Fungi; Ascomycota; Eurotiomycetes; Chaetothyriales; Herpotrichiellaceae.